AUGGAUAUGGCUGACUCCUACGAGGACUUUUUACUGAUAGAUUCAGAGUUUGUGGCACUGUGGAUGGCUUCUUCCGAAGUUGACCAGAAGGCUCUGGGCAACUUCGCUGCCAUCACAAGCCUCGAGAAUCCUUUUUUGUCCGCUAUGUUAUACAGAGUCUUGGGCUUGUCGGUAAUGCUGUCCAAGAAACUCCUUCGUGCACGAAGAUUGCGGCGUCUGGAUCCCACCCGGGAGACAAAGUCGCUUCAACUGUAUCACCACAUCAUCUGGCUUUCCCGGGAGGGUCUAUUGAUUUUGGAGGAAUUCGUCCUUCCCAUGGUCGAGCCCUACGUGGAGUUGAAAAUCCUCGCAUACAAACUCAGAGCCUCUUUUUAUCAUAUCUUUGUUCUCUUCCACAACGAGCCGCCAGUCAAUUCUCCCGGUCUUAUGAGCCUUCGAAGUCACUCUUCAGCGACUAACAAUGCUGCUGAAGCAGAGUCGUCCCCCAAGGACCAGGGGUCAAGGUUCUCAUUUAUUUCUAAACCAGAAGUGAUCCCCCUUCCUCAGGAUGCGGCCUCGAAUCGAAAGGACGCUGCGAGACGAAAGGUCACGCAAGCUCCUCCUGGCUUAGCCCCGGUACAGCCUCCCAAACCUGCUUCAUCAUUCCUUCUUCCCUCUAUGGAUUAUACCCCAACUGCAACGGCAUGCUUCAACCAUGCCGCUCUCCUUGCUGAACGGUUUCUGCCCGGAUCGCAUCCCCUACGCCUGUCGAUCAAGCUCGAAUAUGCUGCCUACCUUUACGAUUGUCUUCACGACCCGAAUGCUUGUCGACGAUUGGCGAAGCAAACUAUAGCAGAUGUCUACAAUGCGCAGGAAGGCAUGGACGAUGAGAGCUUUGAGGACGCCGCCGAGAUAGUUCGGAUCCUGGGAAAGAUGGUAAAGCGCGCCGGCAAGCAUAGCAGCACUGGACCUAGCAGCACGUCGGCUGGAACGCCAAGAGGGGAUAUUUCGAUGAGUGAGGGCAGCCUGACCCCGAAGGUACGAAAAUCCGUGUCACAGGCGACAACAAUGACUUCAGUCUCGCCAGCUCCGGCAAAUAAGUCCCCGGUCAAGAGCGAUACGCCCUCUACUGCAGUUCCAAAUCCCAGUAUGAUGAAUCCUAUUUGA
Aspergillus viridinutans is the source of this 1146-nucleotide messenger RNA. RefSeq names its product protein erg27 (gene erg27). The transcript has a single exon. Gene Ontology annotation, biological process: signal transduction. Lineage: Eukaryota; Fungi; Ascomycota; Eurotiomycetes; Eurotiales; Aspergillaceae. Gene Ontology annotation, cellular component: cytoplasm. The record is from RefSeq and is a predicted model, not a curated record. The coding region runs from base 1 to 1146 and encodes 381 amino acids.